Messenger RNA from Necator americanus (New World hookworm), 918 nucleotides. RefSeq lists its product as uncharacterized. Gene Ontology annotation, biological process: chromatin remodeling. Lineage: Eukaryota; Metazoa; Nematoda; Chromadorea; Rhabditida; Ancylostomatidae. Bases 1 to 918 code for a protein of 305 amino acids. Gene Ontology annotation, molecular function: catalytic activity. The transcript has 2 exons. Gene Ontology annotation, cellular component: nucleus. The record is from RefSeq and is a predicted model, not a curated record.
AUGCGAGGGCUACCGGCUAGAGGACGAAGCCGGCCAAAGAAGUUAGUCCGCCAUCGCCAGCAACAUCCAGUGCGCUUGGCAACACUUAACGUUGGGACGCUUACUGGAAGAAGUCAUGAACUGGCAGACAGUCUCAGAAAACGCCGUGUUGACAUAUGUUGUGUACAGGAGACUCGCUGGAAAGGCUCCAAGGCAAGGGAAUUAGGCGAUGGCUACAAGCUGAUCUACCACGGCACAUCAAAUCGCAACGGCGUUGGUAUCAUAUUGAACGAGUCGUUUAGAAAUAGCGUCACAGCGGUGGAUCGACUAUCGGAUCUCUUGAUGGCUGUAAAAGUAGAUACAGGAGAAGUGGAAUUGCGAGUCGUCUCUGCUUAUGCGCCACAGAUGGGCUGUAGUGAAGAAGAGAAGGCGUGCUUUUGGGAAGAUCUGGAGCAGUACGUCCAAUCUCUGGAAAGCGAAGAAGUACUUUUAAUCGGAGGAGACUUCAACGGACAUGUCGGUUCCCGGAAAGACGGAUUCGAGAGUUGUCAUGGUGGAUACGGCUAUGGAGCUCGUAACGACGACGGGUUGCGAAUCCUGGAGUAUGCUGUUGCAAGUGACUUGAUCAUUGCUAACACGCAGUAUCGGAAAAGAAAAUCGCAUUUGAUCACGUACACCAGCGGCGGUCGUGAAACACAAAUAGAUUUCUGGAUGUUACGCCGACGAGAUCGCCGACUUCUGCAGGAUUCAAAAGUCAUCCCUACAGAUCAUGUCGCUGCCCAACACCAUCUGCUCGUUAUGGACUUGAAAAUCUCCCGUCCAAGGAAGAGACAUCCAAGGACUGAAACACAGCGCAUCAAAUGGUGGAAUCUGAAGGAUCGAAAGGAGCGUUAUACGCUUGACCGUGGAAAACACUCUGGGAAAGACGACUCUAGGUAA